AUGGCGAUAAAUCCUGCAUUUAUACCACGAGAAUUGCACGAAGUAUAUGCACCUGAUGAAUAUGAUACAGAAAGUAGUAUUAUAGCAUGUAACUUUCCAACUGGUACAAAUAUUGAAGAGUGCCGAAAUUUUAUGUCAUGGAUUGGUCCAGUAAUAUAUAUUGCAAAUGCACCGUCUGUUCAAAAAGAAACCAACUUCGUUGUGGUAUUUGCAGCACCAGACUUUGCAAUAAAAGCUAUCCAACAAUCUCAGCUAAUAUACAAUGAAGGGUAUAAAAUAUAUUGUCGACUUGUUGAUGAAAAACCAACAUUAUGGAGUAAUAUAGUAUCAUAUUUUCAUAGUGUAGAUCAACAAUAUGGAACAUCUGAACAAAUAUCAAACUUUGUAAAUGAUACUGCAGCACCAGCUGUUUAUAAUACAUCAAAUAAAAUUCAAGUUGGCAUUAAGGAAUUAGUAAACUCUGAUUUAUCCAAUCAAGUUACCAAAGGUAUUGCGAAUGUUUCCAAACAAAUAAAGGAAUCAGUUGAAAGUGCUGCCGAGACAUUGUACCCGGUAUAA
This is a messenger RNA of Cryptosporidium muris RN66, 558 nucleotides long. RefSeq lists its product as uncharacterized. The transcript has 2 exons. Bases 1 to 558 code for a protein of 185 amino acids. Gene Ontology annotation, molecular function: nucleic acid binding. The record is from RefSeq and is a predicted model, not a curated record. NCBI's taxonomy places the organism in Eukaryota, Apicomplexa, Conoidasida, Eucoccidiorida, Cryptosporidiidae.